GAUAACGUGGACCUGGGAGACCUGAUGUUCUCUCUGUGCUACCUGCCCACCGCCGGCAGACUGACCAUCACCAUGAUCAAGGCCAGGAACCUUAAGGCCAUGGACAUCACUGGGGCAUCAGGUAGAACUCAACACUACCUCACACCAUAUCAACACUACCACAAAAACACAUCGUAUUUCACUGUGGAUUUCUAUUCAGUACACUACUAUAACACUGUAUCCAAUUAUUGCUAUGUGUUUCUAUUCAAUACUACCUAACAUGAACAUAUGCUGUAUACAACAGAAAUAUGUAUGAUAGAGAAGACAGAGAGAGAGGAGAGAGAAGAGAGAAGAGGGAGAGAGAGAGGGAGAAUUGAGUCUAGCAGCCUCUCUCUCUGAGAGAGGAGAGAGAGAGAGCUCUCUCUCUCUCUCUCUCUCUCUCUCUCUCUCUCUCUCUCUCUCUCUCUCUCUCUCUCUCUCUCUCUCUCUCUCUCUCUCUUCUCUCUCUCUCUCUCUCUCUCUCUCUCUCUCUCUCUCUCUCUCUCUCUCUCUCUCCUUUCCUCUCUUCAUCUCCAGACCCGUAUGUGAAGGUCUCUCUAAUGUGUGACGGUCGGAGAUUAAAGAAGAGGAAGACCUCCACUAAGAGGAACACUUUGAACCCUGUCUACAACGAAGCCAUAGUCUUUGAUGUCCCCCCAGAGAACAUUGACCAGAUCAGCCUUAUGAUCGCCGUCAUGGACUACGACCGGUGAGUCAAUGGACUUUAACUCAGAGAUCCAAUAGAUUUGAACUCAGUGACUCAGUAGCUUUUCAAUUGUGGUUCUUAUGCAGUAUAUACCUCUGUGCUACUUGUCAGUCUCUCAGGCUUCUUAUAGCCUCUUGAGAGAGUAGAUACCUUCAGUCAAGACAAUACUGAUUCAGAAUUGAUGCAAGGCCUAUAGAGGGUUAAAAAGCUUUCAAGGCAGAGAGGAGUGAAAUAGAGAAGGUUACAUUACCCCAGGGCCUCCUAUCUUGUGGGUAGCAUUCCAACAUCUCCUUGGCUUUAUCUUCCUUCUAGUCUUUCUCUCAUCUCUUCUUAAUUUAGCACCGCUAUGUUUUUCUACCAUAGCAAAUGUAUCAUCAUUACUGUGAAGGCAGACAUAUUCACAAGAUCACCUAGCUUUGAAUGACUGUUCUGUCACACCAUUAUUGAAAAUAUACUCUCAUUCUGUCGCAUCAUUCAGUUCUGUCACACCAUUCAUACAGACCCAAUAUUAAUGUUAUUUCCUGAGAUUUCACAUCCCAUCAUACAUUUUGGUUGAUACCCUAUUCUUCACUGAAUUCACACAUUUUCAAUUAGUCAUGUGAUUCACUUUUAGAUCCACACAGGGUUACUGUAAUGUUACUUUAAUGUUCUAUCUAAAGUUAGGAAUACAUUUGUAGGUUUAUCUUACUACCCAAGUAAACAUUAAGUUUAGAUAGAGACAGUACUCCUUCAUCUCCAGUCCGAAGGCAGGAGUAAUGAAGGUCUCUGUGUGUCUCCCUAUCCAGUGUAGGCCAUAAUGAGGUCAUCGGGGUGUGUAAAGUGGGCAACGAUGCAGAGCACCUGGGCCGAGACCACUGGAGCGAAAUGCUGUCGUAUCCGCGAAAACCCAUCGCCCACUGGCACCCGCUCAUAGAGGUAAAGCCGGUGUGUGUGUGUGUGUGUGUGCCCACAUAUGUGUCUUUGUUUCUAAUGGAUCAUUUUCAAGGUUUGUCUCAACCGAAAUAGGUUUGUUUGCAUACUGUCAAAAUAGCCAACAUCUUUGAGUUGACUAGUUUGACCGAUGUCUGGUGGUUUCAGACUUCAGACGGUUGAGUGCCGUUACCUGCCACAGAAACUCAUUCAAAAUUAUUAUCCUCUUUUCUAAGGCCUCAUUCUUCUCAAUAAUCAAUACCCUAAGAGGCUCUUAACCUCUCUAUCUCCCAGCGCAAAAAAUCCUCCAUUGUUAAAAACAACCGCAGCAGAGAAUGGCAAGGCUCUCAGCGAGUAGGUCUACCUUGAUGUUUUGAAGUUGUUGUUAAGCCAAAUCUACUAAGAAAAAAUACAAUUAAAAUCAGACUUUCAUGUGUACAGGUGGUCAAUGGUAGUUACUUCCCAAGCAUGGCAGCAAGAAUACUGAUUCUUCUGAAGAAGAAUCAAGGCCUUUCUACAUUUCAUGUCUACAUUGCAUUGUAUAAGAUGUUAUUAUGUACAAGGUAGCUGAACAAUGUAUACAUACAAUAGCUGACAUUAAUUGGAAAUAUAUUUUCCCCCCAAGGUAUAAGAAUACAUCUAUUAUUAUUAUUAUUAUGGCAGAGUGUGGAGAGGAGUGUUGAGGAGUUGAAGGAGAGAGUGUGUGACCUGUACACUCAGCCUUGAGUAAUGGCUUUAUUGUGUUGGCAUCAAAGGAGAGUGUCUUCCUGUUGAACACAGCUGAGUGAACCACCAAGGUCUAGAGAGGGAGCGAGGGAGAGAAAGAGACAGACAGACAGACAGAUAGAGAGAGACAUACUGUAGAUGAAGUGAAAGAGACAGUAGGAGAGCAAGAAAAGAGGUAGAGCGACAGACAGAGCAGGAUUUGAGAAAUGGAACAAUUAAGCAGACUAUUCUGUUUGCUUCAGGGUUACUUACUUAAUUACAUUAUGUGACUAUGCUUUGAAAUCCUCAUUUGAGCCCCCAGGAAAGCACAUCUAUUAUUUAGCAGUCUGCCUCCCCAGCCAUUUGAAUCAAUGUUGUUCUGCCUUCACAAGGCCCUCCCCCCAAAAAUCACAUAUUCAAAACACGCCCGGGACGCAAAAGGACUUCAAACGCAACUAUGUUUGUUUAUGUUUGUUUGCUCUGUAACCCAUCACUCUCUCCCUCACUCUCUUUCUGUAAUGGCUUCUGUCUUUUUGCUUUUUAGCCAGCAAACAAAACAAUUACUGUCAAGAAGAACUGACCCUUUCACUGGAAAAUAGAUCUGACCUCGCUGAGAUGAAAAUAGAGGAAUACAUUUUUCUGCUUGCUUAACUAACCGAUUCUAAGCGGCUAGAUUUCUGCAAGCGAAAGAAGAGAAUCAAUCAAGAGCUUUCAUGUUGAAGUGCUGGGAGUUUGAGAGAAUCUUUGUUUUCACUACGGGUGCUUUAGAGAGUAGUUCUGUUUGGCAGUCCUCUAAGGAGGAUUCAGAGGCAAUAAAGAUCAUUUCCAAAACAGAUUUUAGUGUGACACAGCUUGUUACUUAGCACAUACAAUUAGUGAGAGAGUCUUGAAUUAGUGAAAUCGUAUUAAUGUCUUUAGGUUACAAUUGCUGCUUAUAAGCUUUAACUACAAUGCAAUGAACUUGACCUACUAACAGAACUCACAAUUGAAUCGGUUAAUCAAAGUACCAGAUUUGGUCAAUACACUGAACCGAAGUGAUCUGUUAUCUUCAUCCCCUCUACAGAAUGUCUCUAGGACUACUAAUCUACAUGUACACAGCUAUCUUUAUUGGAGAUGUAUCUCUCUCUCUUCUCUCUCUCUCCCACAGUACCAAGGCACCACAGGCGGGAGCCAGGCAGGGUCCU
Messenger RNA from Coregonus sp. 'balchen', 3522 nucleotides. The record is from the annotation of a GenBank genome assembly. Lineage: Eukaryota; Metazoa; Chordata; Actinopteri; Salmoniformes; Salmonidae.